Messenger RNA from Sinocyclocheilus anshuiensis, 609 nucleotides. Its product is annotated as ankyrin repeat and SOCS box protein 5-like. Gene Ontology annotation, molecular function: protein binding. The coding region runs from base 16 to 609 and encodes 197 amino acids. The record is from RefSeq and is a predicted model, not a curated record. Gene Ontology annotation, biological process: protein ubiquitination; positive regulation of protein catabolic process. NCBI's taxonomy places the organism in Eukaryota, Metazoa, Chordata, Actinopteri, Cypriniformes, Cyprinidae. The transcript has 6 exons.
UUGUGAAGUUUAAAGAUGGCUGUGGUUCAUGCUGAAGUGAAUGUCUGGAGUAAGCCAUGGGAUCACAGGUUUCAGUUGUAUGGAAGACAUGUGUGUAAUACACUAAUGGCAGAUUCCUGGGAUGACAGAACACCUCUACAUGACGCUGCUUUGCAAGGAAGAUUGCUGCCAUUACGAAGACUGCUUUCACAGGGGUACAAUGUGGGAAUGGCUACAUUAGAUGGAAUCACACCACUGCAUGAAGCAUGUGUUGGAGGCCAUUUCACCUGUGCUAAACUUCUCCUGGAACAUGGUGCUGAUGCCAAUGCUGUCUCUUUUGAUGGAGCCACUCCUCUCUUCAGUGCAUGCUGUAGUGGAAACCCCGCCCUCGUCAGCCUCAUUCUGAUCUACAGCUCUGUCCACCAUCCAGCUCAUCUGCAGAGCUCACCUCUCUAUGAAGCAGCAAAGAGAGGUCACACAGCAUGUGUUGAACUGCUGCUGUCUCAUGGUGUGAAUGUGGACAUGGAGGUUCCCAGCAUAGGAACAGCGCUGUACUGUGCAUGUGAAUCCAAGGCAACAGAAUGUGUACAGAGCCUGCUGAUCUCAGGAAAGAGAAACAUUGACUAUUAA